UUAAACGUGGCCUUUUUUAUGCAGUUGAUUGUCGUCAGUAUUUGAGCUACUCCUGACAGUCGUGUUCGGUGACCCGUGAUCGCUCGUCUUAUUUAUAGAAGCUUUAUGAAUAUGAUUAAAAAUUUCAUACACCAUCAGAACGGAGAGGGCCUCUUUAUCGAGAGAUGGCCUGUGGAACUAGAAUAAGGACAAGCAUGAUUAAAAUCCGCUGAAUGUCUCGGCGAUAUUAAUAAAAUCGAACCAGUAAAUCUGGAAAAAUAUCGGAGCUAACGCAGAACCACUGUGACUGUAGUGAUGAUGGCUAUCAUGACUCGAUGCUGUUGCUUCAGCACAAGGAAAGGUGCAAUUGCGGCUGGGAUAUUUUCUUUGAUAUAUUGUGCAAUUUUGGGUGGUUGCAGUGUUUGGAGCUAUGUCUGCAUAUCAGUUUACAUUUUCUUAUACAAUAUGGGCUUCAUCUUGUACUUCUACUACGUACUGUUUGCAUGUUAUGUCAUAUUAUCCAUCGCAUCAGUCUGGUUACUUGUCGGAAUUUCUAAGGAUUUACCAAUAACGCUCAAGCUGUACAUCAUAUUUCUAAUGACAAUGAUGUUGUCAGAGGUCAUAUUCUGGGUCGUUGCCUUGGCAACACUGGGUUUUGCGGAAGCUUGUGUCAUCCUUUCAUUUGUAAUCUACCUGACCUGUCUCCCUUUCCACAUUGUCAACGUGUUAUGUGUCAUCUCUCAAUACCAAGGGAUGAUACAACGGGCAGGCGUACAGGCAAUCAACACUACUGGUCCUGCCACACAAAUUCAAGAAUUGAAGCCACAUUACCCCAACACCACGACCACCACUAUCCACGGCUUAGUGCCUACCUCCCAGCCCGCACCCAGCGUCAUCGUGCUGAAGUGUCACCAGCCGGACCGGAACCACGACUCAACACACCAUCCCAUCCACGGAAAGGGCUUCCGUCAACAAGGAUAUGUCUGAUAAUACCAUUCACUAUUAAAAAUUAAAUCACUCUAACAAUAAAUAUGUUGAACUAUAGAGACAAAACUACGUUUGUAUGUGGCUACAAUUUGCUAAUUAUUUAAUAUAAAACACCCUCAUCCAAGUGAUUAAAAAUGAAUUACGCAGCAUAUGAAAUCAUUCUCAAUAUUUUAAUACUCAAUAGGCACACAGAAACCACACUGUCUUGAUAUUUUCUUUUUACGUUUUUUGGAAACUGGAGAAAAAGAAGUCAGCGUAUUUCUGAUUGUAGAAUUUUCUCACAGUUAUUAGCCCUCAGCCUGUGGUCAGUCAUUUGUGUCAAAGUUCUGGUCUUUCAUAGGUGUUUAAAAUUAGUUUGAGUGCAUUUACUUAAAUUUGUGUAAGAAUGAGCAUUUCAGCUCGUAGUGCAUAAAAUAAAAUAUGAAAACAUUUAUUGCGAAUAUAAUUGCACCAACCCAUUGGAUCUUAAUUGUGUGAAAAUAAAUUAGCUUAGGCCUA
Molecule: messenger RNA, 1464 nt
Organism: Patiria miniata (bat star)
Lineage: Eukaryota; Metazoa; Echinodermata; Asteroidea; Valvatida; Asterinidae
Exons: 7
Coding region: 295-966 (223 amino acids)
Source: RefSeq, a predicted model, not a curated record